AAUGGCUUAUGGCGCGAAUCGACUUGGUUCGGCUCCCUGUAUUUCGCAAAUAAAACGUUACUCGCUUCUGAAUUUUAAUGUGAAUUUGAAUCCGCAGAAGUGAAAUUUGAUCGACUCGUCUGUUCAAUUGAACGAUAAAAAAUGGCAAUGCUAGCAGAACCACGUCGUAAACAGAAAUGGACAUUGAAUCCACGAGGCAAACAAUGGAGCGACGACUCAACCAAAUUUGGGCAAAAAAUGUUAGAGAAAAUGGGUUGGUCAAGUGGCAAAGGACUAGGAGCUAACGAGCAGGGAAUGACGGAGCACGUUAAAAUCAGUUACAAGAACGAUCAGUCAGGUAUCGGCUUCAAAGACUCAGGAGAUCAGUGGACCCAGCAUCAAGCAGACUUCAAUAAUUUCCUAUCCCAACUGCAGGAGCAGAAUUCAAUUAGUACCGAAAUAAAUACAGAAGGCGUCGAGUCUUUGGAAUUGAAAUCCAAGCAAAGCAAAGCUCGUGUGCACUACCACAAGUUCACCCGUGGUAAAGACGUCAAGAAGUACAGUUCUAAGGAUCUGGCUAAUAUAUUUGGUAAAAAGGAUCUCAAAGAUACAACGGAGAUCUCGAAACCUGAGAAAGUGGAAGAAGUGACAGAAGAGGUCGCAGGAGCCAAAGAUAACAGGGGUGGUGUUCUGACUAUAAAAGGUGGCAACAUAGACGAGUAUUUUAAAAAUAAGUUGCCUAGUUUUAUGAAGGGAAAAAAUUCAAGCAGUCGUGACAACAGAAAUGAUUCUGAAAGUGAUGAAUGUGAAGCCAAAUUGGGGUUUGGAUACAGUUCUACUAAAGAAAACUGUGAUACUGCUGUUUCUGCACUUGCAUUCACCAACGAGGGGCUGGAUUUGGGCUAUUCCGAGUCAACGAACGACUCAAAAAAGAAGAAAGUAGAUUUUGCUUAUGAUAAUCCAUGCUUGGACCUGCAGAAAAGCAAAAGUAAAGUUGAAAAGAGCCCAGUUGACUGCUCUAAUGAAGGUUUUGUGAACCCUGCAUUAGAUCUGACCGAUCUUACAUCUAAUAAGAGUAACGGGGCAGAAUUUGAGAUCUCACGCGUCGAACUUGGACUAGAUAAUGAUGCGCUUGAUCUGUCCGACGAAAAUAGCAGAAAGAAGCGUGUAACUUUUAACGAAAAAGUUGAGUACAGUACAGAUGUCUGUAAAAAGAAACGAAAGGGCAAAGGAAAAUUGGACAAAUUUGAAGUUGACAACAGUAAGCUGAAAAAGAAGUUAAAGCAAUCUUCUGUGGCGAAUGAAUCUGUUUCCAGUAACGAGUUUGCAGGUUUCAUAAACGAAGCUUUGGACGUUGAAGUGUUCAGCGAGGAAGUGAACGACAAUGAAAUGAACGAAAGGAAAACCAAAAAGUCGAAACGGAAAAAAAAUCGCAGGGCAUCGAAUUUAGAAACAAUUGAAGAAGCUGCCGAUGAAGGUGGUAGUCAACUAGGUGAAUCUGAAAUAGGUGAAGCUGUCUUGCUUGAUGAAGGUAUUCUCAGGAAAAGCAAGAAGUCGAAAAAGAAUUCUAAUGUUGAGGCCAACUCUGAACUAAGCGAGGACACUGGAGAAAUAAAAAAGAAGGAUAAGCGAAAAAAAUAUGCUGAAAACAAGACAAUCGACACUCAUCAGGAAGUCGUUGUUCCAGAAGAGUCUCUGGAUACAACUAAGUCCGAUAAAAAGAAACAGAAGGGGAAACAAGAGGAAGUGGAGAUUACAAUUCACACAGAAAUGUCAAGGAGGAAGAAGAAAAGGAGGCAUAAAAAGGAGAAGAGUGAAGAUAUUGAAAGCGCCAAUGGAGAACAAGAAAACUCUGAUAUUCAGAUAGAAACAAUCGACAUUACCAAUGUAAAAAGAAAGAAUAAAAAGAAGGUAAAACUAAAUGCCGAAGAGGAACAAAACGGCACGGUUGUGACGCUCAAUGGAAACGAUCAAGCCGAUAUUACCAACAACAGUGGUCCCGCGAAAAGAAAAAGUGUUGACGGUGGAAACUUUGCCAAAUCUCCGAAGAGGUGUAAAGUGGAGAAGCCAAGUGCUACAGAGGAUGCAGAAAACUUUGUGCAGAAUAGAGACCUUUCUGUUAAAUCAACACCACCGGCUUUGUGGGACAAGAAAGGUAGUAAGUCAAGAAAAAUAUUCAAAUCACUCUUUGCCAAAGCACCCACUUUGUUAUUCUCAGGGUCGAAUAUCAAUGAAAUGCCAGGUUAUGGCACUGAUUUUGAGGAUAUAAAGCGAUGUGUACAAGAAAAAUGUUAAUUAAUUUAAUAACGUGAAUUAUUGAGAGUUCAGAGGAAGGGGGGGGGGGGAUUAAUUUAUUAUUACCAAUAUUUACAUCAUAGUUUUUUGAAUUUUAAACUAUUCAUGAUUGCUAUUUUCACAGUCAAUUUAAAUCUGUACAUAUUUCGCUGGCACAAGUUUGUUUAUAAUAAUUGAUAAAUCUAAAAACAAAUUUAUCAAAAAUUAAAAUAUAGUAAAGUAUGGAUUCAUCGAUAGAAAUGAAUUAAACUCCUCAUAGGUGAUUGAAAUUACAUACGAGAAUAAGUAUACAAGUGUGAAAAUCGCAACAAGGAAACUAAUGUAUAGUACAAGAUACAGUUCUAAAAUAACAAGUAACAAUUUACUAUGCUAUGUUAUCGUGUAAUCUAACAACGUCUUCAUUAGCCUCGAGUUUUUCGCAUAGUCCAAUGGCUAUUGAUAAUUCACUGUCGCUCAAGUUGACUAGUGUUCGUGGAAUAUAUAGCGCCUCUGCAGAUUUCACUUUGUAAUUCAUAUCCAACAGUCGUUGUUUCACGUUGAACAAUACGUUGGGUUCACAG
Diprion similis is the source of this 2834-nucleotide messenger RNA. RefSeq names its product G patch domain-containing protein 4. The transcript has 4 exons. The coding region runs from base 142 to 2274 and encodes 710 amino acids. Gene Ontology annotation, cellular component: nucleolus. Gene Ontology annotation, biological process: regulation of ribosome biogenesis. Gene Ontology annotation, molecular function: telomerase inhibitor activity; nucleic acid binding. Lineage: Eukaryota; Metazoa; Arthropoda; Insecta; Hymenoptera; Diprionidae. The record is from RefSeq and is a predicted model, not a curated record.